Molecule: messenger RNA, 429 nt
Organism: Cylindrotheca closterium
Lineage: Eukaryota; Bacillariophyta; Bacillariophyceae; Bacillariales; Bacillariaceae
Source: the annotation of a GenBank genome assembly
AUGUCGUCCAUUACUGCGGAUCCUUCCAUUCUCUCUUCGAAACGAGCAAUAUAUGUCGGUGGACUUGCCAAAGGUGUCAAUCCACAAAUACUGCGAGCUGCAAUGAUUCCAUUUGGCAACAUCAAAAGUCUCGACAUUCCAAUGAAUUACAGCGAGGGAACACACAGGGGGUUUGGGUUUGUUGAGUUUGAAGAUGCCGAAGACGCUUCAGAAGCUAUUUUCAAUAUGGAUGGGGCUGAUUUGAUGGGUCGAACGAUAUCUGUUGAUAUGGCACAGGCCAAUCAGUUAUCGAAACUCUCCAAUACCAGGACACAAGCCAUUUGGAGUUCGGAUGAGUGGUUUCAACAGCAUGCCUCGGGGGAAAUGACGGCAGAAGAGAAAGAGAAGCUCAAUCAACAGAAUGAAGAUCAGACAGAAUUGAGAAACUAG